Molecule: messenger RNA, 1170 nt
Organism: Guillardia theta CCMP2712
Lineage: Eukaryota; Cryptophyceae; Pyrenomonadales; Geminigeraceae
Exons: 1
Coding region: 1-1170 (389 amino acids)
Source: RefSeq, a predicted model, not a curated record
AUGCUUGCAACACGAGGGCUCGUGCUGGCGCUCGUGCUCGUGUUCUCGCCAGAGCAUGUGUGCAGCUACUUGCAAUCUUUCUCGACAUACUACCACAGGCAGAGCUUGCAGCAGAGGUCUCAUCGCAGGCAGACCUCGCCGCAAAUGCUGGCGCGGCCAGGAAUCAUGCGGCAGGGCAAGGCUACCUGCUACUACAUCGAUUCUCCCGCCAACCUCCCGGGGAACAUGCAAUCAAAUUUCGAGAGCUCGAUCUUCAGCAGAUGUGCAAGUAUAGGCUUUCAUCGACGGGAGAAACUGCCAGCGGACGAGGAGACGAGGAGAAAGCUCAAAGAUAGUGGCAUUCUCACUAAAGGAUACGCUGAAAGAGUUAACCAAGUGGUGUUCGCCGCGUGCGAAGAGUAUUACAAAGAGUGCGCCACAAGACAGAAAAAACCUUUGAAGAUCAGUCGGAUGGAUGAUACUAAAGAUAUUGACCUCGCUACAAUAUCGGAAUAUCAAGCGGACAUGUGCUUGACCUUUGACAAUGACAUCGAUCUUCAAACCAUCUUCAAGGACGUGGUCGUCAACCCCGCUCAGGAUGUAAGGAUAUUCGGAAAGCAUGGAGUCUCAUAUGAGGACCUCCAAGUCAUGAAGGAGGAGUACAUCUGCUUUGAAAUCACGGAGACGCCUGGCAAAAUCUUUGAAAAGCUGUUUCAGGUCAAUCGGCUGUACAAUGUAUUGAAGGGUGAGAUGAUUGGCGAAGACUCCAAGAUUGCGGCGAUAGGUUUGUUGACGAAUGGCAACAGAGAGGACUUUGAGGUGGUCAGUGGAUGUUUGAGCAGGUUCUUCUCUCUGGCCUCUGAUCACCAUGAAUUGACGUCGUUUGUGGAUCCUGGAAGCAUACCGUUUGUUUUGAUUUACACUCCGUACAGGAAUAUUUAUGGUGCUGUGCAAGAUCUGAAGGAGAAUGUGGACAGGAAGUUCGAUGAACUGAAGGAGGAUGUGGACACGAGGUUCAAUGAACUGAAGGAGGAUGUGGACACGAGGUUCAAUGAACUGCAGAGCAACGUAACCGCGUUGCAGAGCGACGUAACCGAGUUGAAGAGCGACGUAUCCGAGUUGAAGAGCGACGUAUCCGAGGCGUCAACAGAAUGUCGCUGUUGCGUCUUUAUUUUUAACACCUCAUCAUAG